Fusarium sp. VM40 is the source of this 1287-nucleotide messenger RNA. The record is from the annotation of a GenBank genome assembly. NCBI's taxonomy places the organism in Eukaryota, Fungi, Ascomycota, Sordariomycetes, Hypocreales, Nectriaceae.
AUGACUUUCAAACUUGCAUAUGCGAUUCUUGUAGCAGCAUCGACACUCGUGGCCGGUCAAUCUCUACAGGCCGCUCUUCAUACAACAUCAUGGAACUCUACUUUCAAACUCUCGGCAAAACAGCUGGAGCUAGCCAACUUGACCCAGGACAUGGGCGACCAAAUCAACAACAUCAUCAACUUUGAUCGAACCCUGCUCGCGAAUGGUGGCCCUUUUGAGGACGACUUCUAUAGUCUCCCACCUGAUCUAAAAGUUCCAAAGUCUGCCGGUGAACUUAUAAAGCUCCAGGAGUCGACUGACCCUAAAUCUUUCACAAUUCCCGCCCCGACAGCCAUGUCCCGGUUUCUCUAUUCUACCACAAAUAUCAAUGGCACCCUCGUACCUGCUUCAGCGUAUAUCCUUUGGCCAUACACUGCCAAAAAGGUAAAGGGUGUCAAGGGUAAGAAAGUACCUACUGUCGUCUGGACUCACGGUACGUCCGGUUGGUAUCCCUCAGGGGGUCCAUCUACCCAUCGAAGCCUCUUCUACCAGGACUUCGUACCAUACGCACUGGCCCUGGAAGGAUAUGCUGUCAUUGCGCCUGACUAUGCUGGUCUCGGCACUGGAAAGUCUUGGGAUGGGACUGAUGUUCCGCACCAAUAUGGUAUCUAUCAGGCGGGCGGUGCAGAUGCACUCAAUGCCCUGAGGGCUGCUCUGGCUGCGUUUCCGGAGAGGCUCACACAUAACUACGUCAAUAUCGGUCACAGCCAAGGCGGUGCUGUAGGAUGGGGUGUAUCCGAGCUUCUAGCUCAGAAGAAGGGCCAGUUCCAAGAUCUAGUCAAGGGCCAUCUCGGCACUCUCUUGUUCGCUCCACCUAUAGACGGAUUCGCUCUUCCACCCAAUAGCAUACUUGUCUGGGUUGGCAAGUACCUGAAGCAGGUCUUCCCCGAGUUCGAGCUCGGCGACUGGCUUACGCCAUUGGGCAUCGAUCGAGUCAAGCUCUUCAACGAGGUCGAGGGAUCGCAGAUGGUCAGCCAGUUUCUCUUCGAGCCCGAGGAGGCAAUCGUCCAGCCCGACUGGAAGGAUACUUGGGCAGUUCCAGCCCUCAGGCAGCUAUCUACCCCGGGCAAAAAGCCCUGGAAGGGACCUAUGCUGGUUAUCCAUGGCGACAAAGAUCCAGCAGUAAGCUACAACACCUCGUUAGUCGUUGCCGAAGAAACAUGCAAGAAAUACCACGGCGACCUUGAGCAUAUGCGUGUCCCUGGAGUUGGACAUUUCCCUAGUAUGUAUGCGACCCGAGGCAUCUAG